AUGGCACAGGCAGAGUUCCUAUUCAAUUCAGGGGAGGCCAACGGGAGGAGUGGAGGACCCGGAGAAACAAUAGCAGGUGCAGCAGCAGAAUCCGCCGGAACAGUUGCAGAUGGGUGGCAUGUUGCGGAUCGCGCAGCCGAGGUGGCGCCCAACAUGCUUUUACUGCCGUUGCAGGGCACCAAGAGCUGCGUGUUUAUGGAGGAGGCGGAAGAGGCACUCUUCCCGGAGGGCCCGUCAGAGGUAGAUGAAUACGGGGCCCCUACAUCUUGCGGGGAGUGUGGCGCUUCUCAGCUAGACAUAGCGCUGCUUCCGGCGUCUGCCUCCCUGCCGUCCUCACCAGGUGUCAAUUUAUCAUCAAGCCCUGCUGAUGCCCCCCCCAGAGCUCUAGGAGCGAAUGCCACUUGCGUUGCGUACGCUGUGAGACCAGGGGUUGUUAGGGUGGUGCGGGUCCUGGACCACCAGGCCCUGGAGGCUGCCUCCGUCUGCAGGGUUUUGCUCCCGCCGCCACCGCUGGGGUCCCGGGGCCCUCGCGCCGCGGCGCAUGUGUCGCUGUGUCAAGAGAAACCUCACUUUCUACUUCUGGCAGACAACCUUGGCCUGGUAGUGGUGUACAAGCGGAAGGCAGACUCCCCUAGUGGCCAGACUGCGGGACAGUCUGUCCCCACAGACACCGAGGGGGUCCCUCAAGGCCCUUCGAACCAAGCAGGGGGGGCAGUUGGCGUUCCCACAGACACUGCUUCGCCCUUUGUGCAGCUGCAACUCAACCUCCAAGAGCACGGCCCUCUUCUUGACGUCUUUUGGCUGCCCGCGCUGCCACAGCAACAGCAACAGGAUUCUGGGGGAGGCGCAGCAGAGGACACAAAGGUGGCAGGUGGUCGUUUCUUCGUGACGGUGCAGCGCCACCACGUUGCCGUCUGGUCUGUUCCCCUGCUGCGAAUUCUGGCAGUUACUCUCCGGAAGAAUCCGCAGUCAGAACCUGUUAAAGUCCGCUGCAUCUGCACGUGUAUCUGCACAGACCCAUGCCCAACGUGUGUUACUGCAUCUCUGCAUAUGCCCGUUAUUCUGGGCGUGCGUGGCCGUACAUCAGCAACCGCUUUAUUGGCCUGA
Messenger RNA from Eimeria maxima, 1107 nucleotides. RefSeq lists its product as hypothetical. NCBI's taxonomy places the organism in Eukaryota, Apicomplexa, Conoidasida, Eucoccidiorida, Eimeriidae. Bases 1 to 1107 code for a protein of 368 amino acids. The record is from RefSeq and is a predicted model, not a curated record. The transcript has 3 exons.